Molecule: messenger RNA, 494 nt
Organism: Wasmannia auropunctata (little fire ant)
Lineage: Eukaryota; Metazoa; Arthropoda; Insecta; Hymenoptera; Formicidae
Exons: 3
Coding region: 36-494 (152 amino acids)
Source: RefSeq, a predicted model, not a curated record
AAACAAUUUCCGAUAUACAAACCAGGCAAACAAGAAUGGAAGAAAAUCAGAAACUCUUUGAAGAAAAAAUAAACGCGGCAUUGUUGAAACUGUCACUCACGACAGAUAAAAUGUAUUCCAUGCUGAAGGGCAUGCAAGAUUCUUCACUCGUUACAGGUUCUCACAUGCAUAUCAAUCCGAGCAGCAGUAGUACUGAGUCUAUCAAUUCAUUUGUGCAAAAGUUUCAAUUUCCAUUAAAUACGGUAUCGGAUGUAUUAAGUUUCAACAAGGAAAUUUCAACUAAUAGAGAAUAUAGAACGUACUUGAUUGACACGUAUAAGAUGAUUGGCGGGGUAGAAGGAAAUGAAGAAGGAAUGAACGUAGUAAAAAAUUUACUCGCUAUUUUUUUUUCGAAAUACGUAUUGACCCUUUUCUCUUGGACUGGUAUAAUUUUGACCAAUAUCAGACUUUUAAGUCGGAUAUUGGUCAAAAUAUCCCUAUUGUGGUUAAGUUGA